AUGGGGCUGAAUGUAGUACCUGUUGCUGAUAUAGACGAGUGCGCUAGUAACCCCUGUCUAAAUGGCAAUUGUACCGAUGGUCUUGGGAUGUAUACAUGCACCUGUGACGAGGGGUGGAGUGGACAUUUCUGCCAAGUCGAAGUCGAAUGGAAAUGCACAGACACAAGGUGUUUCCACGUCUCAACUGAAGAACUCGGCUUCUAUGAUGCCGUCAUCUACUGCGACAGUCUCAAUCCUGUUACUCUAAACCAGACCAUCGUAAGCGGAAACAGGAAUGCCUCUGUUCUCUUUGUUGGUUCGGACGCAGCCAUUAAUGAAGUGGAGGAUCUAUUUGAUUUUUUCUCGUCAACUCGUGAAGUAUGGGUGAACUGCAUUAGUGAGGACUCUGAUGCGGAUUUUGUCUGCACGGCUGAUGAUAAAGGGACAUUGACGAAUAUAACACAUUGGAGAUAUGACCAACCAGACGAUGAUGGCGGUCAGGACUGUGUUAUCGUAAAAACGAAUGACAAUAAAUGGAAGGACAAAGGAUGCGAAGAAACAUAUAACACUGUGUGCCAGAUAUACAGGGUUCCUGUUGAAGACAUAGACGAAUGCGCCACAGGCAAUCCGUGUGUAAAUGGGACUUGUGUAGAUGGCAUCGGGGAUUUCACGUGUGCUUGUAACCAUGGCUGGAUCGGAGACCUUUGUGAGCAGGCUGUCGAAUGGAAAUGCUCGCAAACCAAGUGCUUCCACAUGUACCUCUGGAAACAAAUCUUUGACGAUGCCGUAACCUACUGCAGCAGCCUUAGCCCUGCGACGGUGAAUGCCACCGUCACGGGUAACUCGUCAGUGCUGUUCGUUGGCUCCGAUGCCGAGAUUAUCGAGGUCGAAACGUUGUUGGGAAUUUCAAACAGCGAGGAUGUCUGGGUCAACUGCAACGAUCGUCAGACCGAUGAUGACUUUCAGUGUUUUUCAGACGCAGAAGGUACCCUUACAAAUGUAACAAAUUGGCUUUCUGGUCAACCGAAUGGAGGAUCAUCGCAGCAAUGCGUCAUUGUGGACACCGACGAUGACAAAUGGGAAGACAAGGCAUGCGAUAGUCUCUACACUACCGUCUGUCAAAUAGUGAUCUAA
Strongylocentrotus purpuratus (purple sea urchin) is the source of this 1113-nucleotide messenger RNA. Its product is annotated as neurogenic locus notch homolog protein 1-like. Gene Ontology annotation, molecular function: calcium ion binding. The record is from RefSeq and is a predicted model, not a curated record. Bases 1 to 1113 code for a protein of 370 amino acids. The transcript has 7 exons. NCBI's taxonomy places the organism in Eukaryota, Metazoa, Echinodermata, Echinoidea, Camarodonta, Strongylocentrotidae.